Messenger RNA from Babjeviella inositovora NRRL Y-12698, 417 nucleotides. RefSeq lists its product as uncharacterized. Lineage: Eukaryota; Fungi; Ascomycota; Pichiomycetes; Serinales. The transcript has a single exon. Bases 10 to 183 code for a protein of 57 amino acids. The record is from RefSeq and is a predicted model, not a curated record.
GUGGAACCCAUGCAUAUGCAAUUAUACUUAACCCAAUUGAUAGCUCGUGAUUGCUUCCCGAGUCAUUUAAAUUGGCGUCGUGGCAUUUCAAAGAGUCAGAGUUUUACUGAGAUAUACGUGAUAAGCUGCUAUAACGUAGCUAAAUUUCGAACUCCAGUACAUGCAAAUCAAUCUAGUCGCUGACCUCUUUAUAGACGUUACAACCUAAAUACCCAUAUCUAUUUCACUUGUCAGGGUUCAAGCACCUGUGGGGAUUCCAGCCAGGAGGAUUCAGUCUGUCAUCAAUUCACAAUACAUCAGAAUAAUCCCUCAGAUUCAAUCACAAUCUUCCCCUAGAGGAUGCUUCAGCUCACCACUUCCUUAUAUAGCUCUCUGAGUUUGCAGUACUAUGGUAUUUCUCACUUGAAUCGCCACUUG